Messenger RNA from Hymenoscyphus albidus, 314 nucleotides. The record is from the annotation of a GenBank genome assembly. Lineage: Eukaryota; Fungi; Ascomycota; Leotiomycetes; Helotiales; Helotiaceae.
AUGUCUUCCACUCACAACAAGAAGGACUUUGUUAUUAGGUAAAACUUCCUAUUCUUCUGUACCGAUAUUCGAAGGUAACCCCUUUAUUGAUAUCUUUUCUAAAUAAUCAUCACGUUAGUUCCAGUUGCACUUCCAAACUUAACCCCUCUGCAAAGCAUGACCACACUCCUCCUGUCGCCUCAAAACCCAAGCAGGACGACAGCAGCAAAGAAGGUACUGCAGCUUACCUCAAAGAUUCGACAUAUGAAGUCCCUGAGUAUCGAUACUCUUCGGAUACGGAGAGCAUAAACGCUCAUACGGAGCGCAUGAAAUAA